Molecule: messenger RNA, 1378 nt
Organism: Anoplopoma fimbria (sablefish)
Lineage: Eukaryota; Metazoa; Chordata; Actinopteri; Perciformes; Anoplopomatidae
Gene: tspan13b
Product: tetraspanin 13b
Exons: 6
Coding region: 195-743 (182 amino acids)
Cellular component (GO): membrane
Source: RefSeq, a predicted model, not a curated record
UUCCAGGUUCGAACUACUGCGGGUGACGUCUAUUCCUGCGGGCUUGUAUUCGGCUGGAUCUGAGCUCUGGAGCCGAAACAUUUGUUUGAAUCAGUUGACUCAUUGGCCAAGAUGGGCUGCGCUGGAUUCACCUGCUCCAAACACUCCCUGUGCGCACUCAACAUUCUCUAUGUUUCUGUGUGUCCGUACUACAGAUGGUGAGCCUGCUGAUGAUCGGCAUCGCAGCGUGGGGGAAAUGGUUUGGUCUGGUCUCCAGUUUCCAGGUGGUGGGAGGCAUAAUUGGUGUGGGCGUCUUCCUAUUCUUUGUGGCCUUAGCCGGCCUCAUUGGGGCCAUGAAGCAUCACCAGGUCCUGCUCUUCUUUUACAUGAUUGUUCUGUUCAUGGUGUUUAUUGUGCAGUUAUCUGUAUCCAGUGCCAGCUUGGCUAUCAACAAAGAGCAACAGGAUCACCUGCUAGAAGUGGGCUGGAAUAACUCUCAGAGCACUCAGAGGGAUGUAGAGAAUAGCCUCAACUGCUGCGGCUUCAAACAGGUGGACCCCAACCUCACCUGUGACGCUGCUUGUUUCCCCAACCGCUCCUGUCGGCCCUGUGCAGAUAAGAUCCAGGAACAUGCUGGAGAGGUUCUCCACUUUGUAGGAGGGGUCGGACUCUUUUUCAGCUUUAGUGAAAUUCUAGGAGUGUGGCUCACAUAUCGCUACAGGAACCAGAAGGACCCCCGGGCGAACCCCAGUGCUUUCCUGUGAGACUGCACCAGCUUCAGCCCCUCUGCACUGUCACCUCAACACCUCUAUGGACCUACUCUGGGCUUAAUUGUAAAUACAACACUGUCCUGUGUGUUUUCACUGAUCGUUGCAGUGAUGCUCUUUUGACAUGAUGAGCUUGGUUUGUCAAGAGUGAGAUGUGUUCUGAAAACAAGUGGUUGUGUGUGAAGGAACAGCACAGAUGUUGCCUUCAGUGCGGCAGCUCUGCAUAAGAAAGUGUCUAAACAUAUGCAGUUAGUACACUGAGAACGUGUGGGUGUUAAAGAGGCAAUAAUGUCUACAGCAGUCUGCUGUAUAUUCCAAAAGUAUUGAACAGCCUGUCUGAUGUUGACCCUGAACACAGUUUUUUCCCCUUUCUUGCUGUUGUUUGUCUGCCCCACUGAAUACAAUAAUGUCAACUGCUACUCUGCAUAUUGAUAUGACAACAUUAUUUUGACAAUGUGUGAAAGUAUGCAUAUUGUGUGGACAUUUGUGUGGAGCAAGCUCCUGGCUGUGUGUGGUAUAUUUGGCCUGUUGCAUGACUUUUUUGCGAAUAUCAGCUACUGUAUGAGAGCUGCAAUGAUGUUUCUGUAAACCACCUGUUUGAGCCUUUGUACUGUAGACCGCAAUAAAACAAU